AUGUCUUCCCAGCAGCACCAGCACCAGCAAUGCCCUCCCCAGCAGGCCCAGCAGCAACAGGUGAAGCAGCCCUGUCAGCCACCACCUGUCAAAUGUCAAGAGACAUGCACACCCAAAACCAAGGAUCCAUGUGCUCCUCAGGCCAAGAAGCAAUGCCCACCCAAGGGCACAGCUCAGCAGAAGUCUGCCCCAGCCCAGCAAGCUCCGAACUGUAAGCAGAAGUAA
Molecule: messenger RNA, 225 nt
Organism: Perognathus longimembris pacificus (Pacific pocket mouse)
Lineage: Eukaryota; Metazoa; Chordata; Mammalia; Rodentia; Heteromyidae
Product: small proline-rich protein 4-like
Exons: 1
Coding region: 1-225 (74 amino acids)
Source: RefSeq, a predicted model, not a curated record